Molecule: messenger RNA, 1512 nt
Organism: Clarias gariepinus (North African catfish)
Lineage: Eukaryota; Metazoa; Chordata; Actinopteri; Siluriformes; Clariidae
Gene: polr1c
Product: RNA polymerase I and III subunit C
Exons: 9
Coding region: 12-1058 (348 amino acids)
Biological process (GO): DNA-templated transcription
Cellular component (GO): RNA polymerase I complex; RNA polymerase III complex
Molecular function (GO): DNA binding; protein dimerization activity
Source: RefSeq, a predicted model, not a curated record
AGCGGGUAAAAAUGGCGGCGUCUAUGAGCAACGUGGAUGAGAUCCGUGACAGGGUGAUUUUGGGUGAAUUUGGCGUGAAAAAUGUCCAUUCUACAAAUUUUCCCGGUAAUUAUCCUGGAUAUGAUGACACAUGGGACCUCAAUAACUUCAAAAAGAAUUUCAGGCUCGAUGUUGUUCAUAUGGAUGAGAACACGUUGGAGUUUGAUAUGGUGGGAAUAGACGCUGCCAUUGCCAAUGCUUUCAGGCGGAUAUUAUUAGCUGAGGUCCCAACUAUGGCUGUUGAAAAGGUUUUCAUUUACAACAAUACAUCUAUAAUUCAAGAUGAGAUCUUAGCACACCGACUUGGCUUGGUACCCAUCAAAGCUGAUCCUCGUCUUUUUGAGUAUAGAAACACCGGAGAUGAGGAAGGCACAGAAAUUGACACAAUUCAGCUUCAGUUGAAGAUCAAGUGCACAAGGAAUCCCAGAGCAUCUAAAGAUGCCUCUGAUCCCAAGGAGUUAUACCUCAAUCACAUGGUGUAUUCCAGGGACAUGAAGUGGGUACCUAUUGGAAAUCAGGCUGACGUGUUUGCUGAUGCUAAUAUUGGUCCCGUGCAUGAAGACAUCCUCUUGGCGCAGCUCCGGCCAGGUCAAGAGCUGGAUAUAGUUAUGCACUGCGUUAAAGGAAUAGGUAAGGAUCAUGCUAAGUUUUCCCCAGUGGCCACCGCUAGUUAUAGGCUACUUCCUGAGAUCACAUUACUGCAGACCAUUGAAGGAGAAAAAGCUGAGAGAUUAAAGCGCUGCUUCUCACCUGGAGUUAUUGCAUUGGAGGAUGUUAAUGGAAAACAAGUGGCCAAGGUAAUCAACAGUCGUUUGGAUACGUGCAGCAGAGAAGUGCUUAGACAUGAUGACCUAAAGAGCUUGGUCAAACUCGGAAGAGUACGGGACCACUUCAUAUUUUCAGUGGAGUCUACUGGAAUUUUACCACCUGAUGUCUUGGUCAGUGAGGCAAUCAAUGUACUCAUAGCAAAAUGCCAGAAAUUUCUGACUAAGCUUGACUCAAUGACUGACAUGGAAUAAAUGGAGGGACAUUAUACUGAAAUGGAAUAGAGGAACCAACCCACAACUCUCACAACCUUAAAUGUGUUGUAAUGUUGGGUAGUGAAAGCAGUGUAUAUUAGGAAGUGUCUUCUUCUCCAACCAUAACAGCCUUGAAUUCGACAGGAACGCUUGAUGAUAUUAGAUCCUUAUCAGCACAGAUUUCAAUGUUAGGUUAAAUGGACAUGACUACAAGAGGAAGUGAUCUAUUCAUAUUCUUAAAGCAUCUACUUAAAGCAGCUGUGGCAUUGUUUGGCUGGUCCUGAUAAAUGAUUAUGAGCUUAAGCUUUAUUUUUGGCAAUCGCCCAUGUCUAGACGAAGGCAUCAGUGGUCUGCUGAGACUCACUGUUCAUAUUUCUCCAUAAAUUUGUUUGACAUAAAACAUUUUGCAUUGUUUGUAUUAAAGUUAUUGACAAAAUGUCAUCUGAUACUUCCA